Fusarium redolens is the source of this 574-nucleotide messenger RNA. RefSeq lists its product as uncharacterized. The transcript has a single exon. The record is from RefSeq and is a predicted model, not a curated record. Bases 162 to 344 code for a protein of 60 amino acids. Lineage: Eukaryota; Fungi; Ascomycota; Sordariomycetes; Hypocreales; Nectriaceae.
UGUUGUGUGUUGUCUCAUAAAACUUUUCUGUAACCAUACGUAUAUCCCCAUCCAUGUACCAUAUAUCUGGUUAAAUGCGCCAGCUUCCCCUCGAGGGCCGUUGCGAGUUUAUGACCUAACGCAGGGCAAUAUCACCACUAAGAUAUCCCGAACACCGAAAAAUGUGGUUCCGCCCUAUGCCCCUCAUCCUCAUCACGGAUGAGGACCUGACAUACCACGGGAAGAUAUUGAGUACUAGGUAUGAAGAAGGGCGACUUCGAGCAAUUCACGCGACGAUGUGCAUUAGCCAGCACCGGGGCCGGCCAAAGGUAAGGGCCAACUUAAUCAUGCUAGACUCAAGAUAAGGAAGAGAUUGCUAACGCCAGCUAGCUUCCCCAGCGAGACCCUUCGUCUGAGAAUCCAGACAAGUCAUUGAGUCCAAAGGUCGGACUAUGAUGAUGGAUAGGAUAUGAAGUGGGGAAUAUCUCCACGGCCGCCGUAGAGCUGGGAGAGUCUUGUCGGGCCCUAUAUGGAGGAUAUGUGUUGGGCGGGUGGAUGGAUGCUAUCUAGCAGAGAUUGGGGAGAAUAUAUGGAG